Plectropomus leopardus (leopard coralgrouper) is the source of this 3578-nucleotide messenger RNA. RefSeq names its product ubiquitin specific peptidase 3 (gene usp3). NCBI's taxonomy places the organism in Eukaryota, Metazoa, Chordata, Actinopteri, Perciformes, Serranidae. Gene Ontology annotation, biological process: protein deubiquitination. The record is from RefSeq and is a predicted model, not a curated record. Gene Ontology annotation, molecular function: cysteine-type deubiquitinase activity; zinc ion binding.
GCCAGCAGUUACCUAGUACCUUAUACACCAAAGAAAACGUUACUAUUUUUUUUACUUACAGUAUGCCUCGGUGGAAACCUUUACUUUCUGUAAACAGCUGUGAAAUUAUACAAGAAGUAUAGCACGUUAGCUAUCAAACGUGUUAGCGCAAGCAAAGACAGGAAAACGUGCGAGCAGAAGUAGUUGGUCAGCUAACGUUAGCUAGCUGGUGUAGGUUAAUUGGCUAACUAUUGUUAUCUGCUGUGUUCCUGGGACCGUGCGGUGUUUUGCCUAACAUUAGCUGACUUAGUAGCAAAUUGUGAACUGAUGGAGUGCCCCCAUCUGAACUCAAGCGUGAGCUGUCCGACUGAUACCUCCAGGUUCCCUAACGGUACCCCGUCCUCCUGGUGCUGCAACGUUUGCAGGUCCAAUAAAAGUCCAUGGAUUUGCCUUACCUGUCUGAUGGUGCAUUGUGGAAGAUAUGUCAAUGGACAUGCAAAGAAACACUUUGAAGACAGCCAAGUGGUUGGCGUGAGUCAAAAGAAGGGAGAGAAACAGGAGAAAGAGAAAUCCCAUCAUUCUGUCUGCAUGGACUGCAGCAACUACAGCGUAUUUUGUUACAGAUGUGAUGACUUUGUUGUCAAUGACACCAAACUUGGGCAGGUACAGAAGGUGAGGGAACAUCUGCAGAGUUUAGAAAACUCAGCACUGAUAGGUGACAGACAGAGAAAGAGAAAACUUCAGGACAGCCCGGCCCCAGACAGCAAGUUGUUGAAAGACAAUGAUGGGGCGGCUUCAGGUGCUACAGGCCUUCGGAAUUUAGGCAACACGUGCUUCAUGAAUGCCAUCCUGCAGUCCCUCAGCAACAUCGAGCAGUUCAGCUGUUAUUUCAAGGAGUUGCCUGCAGUGGCUCUACGCAGCGGUAAGACAGCAGGAAGAAGGAUGUACCACACCCGAAGCCAAGGGGACACCAGUGUGUCUUUGGUGGAGGAGUUCAGGAAAACCCUUUGCUCCCUGUGGCAAGGAAGCCAGACAGCCUUCAGUCCAGACUCCUUAUUUUAUGCUAUAUGGAAAAUCAUGCCAAGUUUCAGGGGCUAUCAGCAGCAGGACGCACAUGAGUUCAUGCGUUACCUGCUGGACCACCUGCACAGGGAGCUCCAGCACAGUCGCAACGGAGCGUCUCACCCGGUCUCAGCUCAGGAUGGGGUCAGACUCUCCACCGGAGAGGGCAAAUGCUGCAUAAACGGGACUGCCAGUGUUGUCACAUCCAAUUUUGGUGGCAUACUUCAGAAUGAAGUCAACUGCUUGAUAUGUGGAACAGAAUCUCGAAAGUUUGAUCCAUUUCUUGAUCUGUCUUUGGACAUUCCCAGCCAGUUCAGACAAAAGAGAACUAAGGACCAGGAGCCAGGGCCGACCUGCACCUUACGUGACUGCUUGCGUAGCUUCACUGACCUGGAAGAACUUGAUGAAACGGAGCUGUACUAUUGCCAUAAGUGUAAAAAGCGACAGAAAUCCACCAAGAAGUUCUGGAUCCAGAUGCUGCCAAAGGUUUUGUGUCUGCAUCUAAAAAGGUUCCACUGGACAGCCUUUUUGAGAAACAAGGUGGAUACUUACGUGGAGUUUCCACUGAAACGCCUGGACAUGAGGGGUUACUUACUUGAGCCAGAGAACUCGUUACCAGGAAGCUGCCUGUAUGACCUCGUUGCUGUCGUGGUGCAUCAUGGAUCUGGGGUUGGAUCUGGACAUUAUACAGCAUAUGGCAACCACGAGGGCCGCUGGUACCACUUUAACGACAGCACAGUGACUCUGACCAGUGAGGACACAGUGAGGAAGGCCAAGGCCUACAUCCUCUUCUACGUGGAGAGGACUGAACAGGUGGCCUCAGACAAGACUGCCACAAACAAACCGGCUGGAGACACAGCAGCCGUGGUCAGCGGUCCUUCAGAGGCAGUCGCUAAGGACAAGGUCGCAGCAGACGCGGCUCCCGCAGGCACGGCUUUGACGGAUGUGCCAGCCUCACACAUGAAUACCCAUGAUGUGGCAGCCUCGGAUAAUGCUGCAUUGGAAAAUGUGGUUGAAAACAUGGCUGAACUGCACGAAGCUGAAACAGCUUCAACGGAGGCCGAGACAGAUGGAGAUACCUCAGACAAGGCUGCAACAGAAGAAGCCAGCCAAGCUAUUCAGGCCUUUGCACAAUGAUGUCUCAGUCCAGCCCCUCACUCCAUUUUGGCUUCACCUCAGUCACAUUUCUCACAGUGCUUGAUUUUAAAUAAUUCAUUUUUACAUUCAAUAUAUGUGCAACUUUUUUUAUGACCUGCACGACAGCAUUGUGUAUAAUUUACUGCUUGGAUUUUGUUUAGUAUGACUUUUUGUGUAUAUUUUCGUGUUUUAUUACUCAGUUGAGGUAGAUUUUUCCGUAUAGAUUCCAAAGGUGAUUGUCUAAAAAAACAUUGAAGUAAAGCUGUAGCCUUGGAAAACCUCAGAUGGUCCAAUGUUUAGCCUAGACUGAAGAUACUGAUUGUGUCAAGACACUGUCAUUGUAACAAUAAUCUGAGUUUCUAUAGGUUUAAAACAUUUUAAUUUUGUAAUUUGCACCUCUUGAGAACCUCAUAGUUCUGUAUUUUAGGGGAGAUUUUAGGAUAUACAGUAGAAUGCAAUGCAUUCAUUGACUGACAAGUCCUCAGUUGGGCUUCAGAAAGUUGUUUUAACUCCUUGACCAGAACCAAUGUGAAAGAAAUGAUUUUUGUCAAAUUGUUUUGUUUAUCUGUAUUGACGCUGAAGCAUAAUUUAACAUUUUAUUGAUUUGAAAUGGUCUAAGAAACAGGCCCUGAUGAAACAUGUGUCAGACAAAGUGAACAUGACAGAAUACAAUGGCGAAUCUUUUUCAAGGUUUUUUUUUUCUUUGGGGAAAAAAAAGUUAAGGUGCAGCCUUUUCUGAACACCACUCCUUUUAGAAGCGACCCAGUAAAUGUAUUACGACAGCCAGACAACGUGUAGAGAAGAAGACAAAGUUGUUUAUUUCUGCAAUUACUUUUUCAAGCAGUUAAUCUUUUUAUCCACUCAGUGCCAAAGUCUUAUUUAGUAAUCUUUUAAAUAGCACAAGCUCCUACUGAAGUCAUAAUAAUUAAGCUACCACGCUUAGUCUUACACGUCUUAUCAGGGAAAAUUUCCUGAGAUUUACAGUCUAAUUGGAGAGUUUGUGAAUCACUGACAUUUGAAUUUCGCCAUAGUUUAUCAUAGUUACAGCUGAGAAAUGUUCUGGUCCAUUCUGAGGACAUGUCCCAGCCAUUGGAGAUGGUGCUGUUUGAUCUCCACAUUGCGACAGUUUGUUUGUUGAAAUCCUUUCCGGCCAGAAGAUUCAACAUAUCCUACAGAGCAGGGGUUGGCCGAUAAUGUUUUUUUUAGAGCUAAUACUGAUUAUUUGUAGUUAAUGAGAUUGAUAACCGAUAUUUUUUUUUACAAUAAAAUUGAAAAUCUUUCUGUCAAUAUUUAGAAUUUAGAACAUAAAAACCUCCAACUUUCUUUUUAAUGCCUUUAGCAAAUGUUUAAUCAAAACUGAAACGUUCAACAUCAUAUACAGCAAGUUCCCAGUAACUCUU